Messenger RNA from Schistosoma turkestanicum, 1660 nucleotides. NCBI's taxonomy places the organism in Eukaryota, Metazoa, Platyhelminthes, Trematoda, Strigeidida, Schistosomatidae. The record is from the annotation of a GenBank genome assembly.
UUUUAAAUUAGACUCAAGUUACUUAUCCAAAAACUUGAGUUCUAGUUCCCAUUAUCAAUUUCGAUCCCGUUUCAACUCAGAUUGUGGCCGAUUGCUUUUAUUUUAUGUUCUUGCAGAGUGUCCGGCUCACCUUUCAUUUCGUUCCUUUUCUCAUACUCCCCCAGCACAAGAUACCUUCAGUCUGGACAUAAACUUGCCAAAAGCUGAACUUUUCAUUCAUUUAUGAGACAGCCGCCAGCAGCCUUUCCUUUUUAUCCUCUUUCGAGCCCGAAAGGUGUGGAAUAUACUUGUGAAGUAUGCUCUAAACCAGCCUACUUACAAUGUGGGGUUUGUCGAGUCACAUAUUAUUGUGGAAUAGAACAUCAAAAAGUUGAUUGGGUAGGAAUUCAUGAAAAGAUAUGUUUGGAUUUGAUAUCGUUUCGAAAACCUGAAGAAUUUGUAUUAUCAAAGGAUGGGCGCGAAAAGAAAAAUGAAGAACUUCAAAGAAAAAACCUUGAUAUGGUCCAGCUCACGCACAUGGAGGGUCAGAAACUUUUGUUUCAAGGCAAAUCAGAGGAAGCUGUACCAGCAGCAUUACAGUGUUUGAGGUUUACAGUACGUGCGUACGGGACGGCUAGCAUUGAGUUAGUAUCACCGUAUCUGAUUCUUGCAGAAUCAAGUAUUGGUCUUGGGAUACUAAAUGAAGCUGAGGCUUACUUAGCACAAGCUCAAUGGAUAGUACUUAAAGCAAAAAAUGGAUGCUCAAAUGGUAUACAAUCACAGUUAAAUCGUAAGCUUGCUUUGUUAUAUGCUGCUAAAGGUAAUUUUGAACUAGCAUUGGAAAGUUUGGCAAAAGACAUAUUUUAUGCAUCCCUCGAAUAUGGCACUGAUCAUAUUCGUACAGCUGGUGGUUAUUUUCAGAUGGCUGAAGUGUUUCAUACAAUGAGCAAACUCAGUGGCAAUAAAGAUUUCCUUAAUCAAAACUCUCAAGAAAAUUCAAUCAACUUGGUCUUCCCUUCGGUUACGCCGGAAUUUCACAAAAGAAAUAGACAAAAAAACUCUUACGACCCAUUGAUUUGUGAAGGAGAACCAAAAUGGAAUGCCAGUUUUUCAACAAACUGCAUUCAACCGCACUUAUCACAACUUCAAGUGACUGAAAACCUGUAUGCACGUGUAGUAGACAUAUGGGCUAAACAUUUAAGUGAGUUAGUAGAAAGCCUGUUAUUCAAACCUGUAAUCUCCGAAAGCAUAGAUGCAGUUGUGACCGAAAUCACUCAAGAAACCAAAAGCUACAUAGAUGAUGCACAAAAAGCUGAAGCUGAGAAAAUGUUGUAUGCAAUCGAAAAAUAUCGCCAUCAAUGUAUCAGUGAAAAUGAAUCCAGUGCAAUUACUUGUAAUCCAGUUAAACCGGAUCCGAAAAUUCAUUUGUAUUUGACUUUGUCAAUGCUAAACUAUGUUUUAGAAAGAAAAGAAAAAUCUUUACAAUAUUUGACUGAGGCUAAAGUUGCAGCCGAAUUUAUUGUACAACAUCCGAAAAUUACUGCAAGUAUUAAUUUGAUGGAACGUGCCUUAUAUGAGAAAAAAUAAUUCAAACGAAUUUCACCAAUAGUGAUUUCCAACGUAUUUGUUGUUGUUUCUUUUAAGUACAAAAAUUUAAAAAUGUGAAUUUAUCCAUCUCUUC